GAAAACAACGCAGACAUCUGGUGAUUUGGGCCUUGAUCUGGGCCCUGCUUGGUGCUGUUUCCUGUGGCCUUUCUGCCGGUCUGGCACCUGAAUGUGUCGACCCGGUUCCACGAAGGACUACUUCACACCAAUUGUGCCAUCAGAAGUGGCAUCUGGGCAAUUUUACCUGUGACACCUAUUGCUGUGGUUCCCCUACUGUCGAAUCCAGUGGAGAUGUAUGUGCUGUAUGCGACCACCUUGGAAAUUGCCAAAUGCGCCCUUGUGCCGCAGCUGGUAGUCGCCUGGAAUAUGUCUUCGAAAGGAUUGGCCAGUCCAUUGGAUUUGUUGCAGUCUGGCUAGGGAUCGUGCUGGUCCUCCUCUUCUCUCGUGCAGCUUUGAGAGCAAACGGAGCCGAGAGACUGAUGCUCUUGAAGAGUACCUCUGCCUUUGUCCUGGUCGUGUUCUUCAUGCUGGUGCUCUUUGGGGUCUAUCUAUACACUGAUUGCCACAAUGAGUUUCGAGGUAUUGCAGAUGUGUUGUUAGCCGUGGGUUUCUUUUGCGUGUUGAGUUCUUUCCAACUGUUCGUUCGUGCCUUCUUCAUACAUUUCGCGAUUCCGAAGUUGGAUGGGCUCUUGGAUAUGGUGGCGGAAGCGGGAAACUGCAGGGACCAGCGGAACCUGUUGAUCCUGGAAGUUCGAGAAGAGACCUUGCGAAGCUUUUGGGAGCAGCAACUCCAACAAGAUCCGGCAUAUGUCCGGAACGUCCAGCUGAGUUGCCCGUGGCUGACCUACUGUUCAUGGGUCCUGUUGCCAGUGAUUCCCUUGUUGUUCAUCUAUGCCUAUGGUGCAAGGGUCAGCCUGUUCCUGGGCGCGCUUUGGCUCCGACUCUGUGUCUUUAUUGCUCACUUCUACCUCUUGAUGCUUCCCAGAGUUCAGAAGUGGUUCCACCAGCAACGUGUGAAAAAGCAACUGGCUAACGUGCCGCCACAACUCUCGGUGGUUCUUUUCCACAACAACAAAGCUGAAAGCAAAGUGAUUUCAAACGCGAUGACAUGAAGUCUUGACCAGCCUGCCCCGCUCAAUGACCUCAAGCUAAUGUCGGCAGCAUUCUUUUCAGAGACCAAUGUCCUUCUUCAACAUAGUCCGGGCAAUGGAGAUAGGAUGUUUACAAGUGUCAUCACUCGCAGCAGUAUUUUGCAGAACAACAACAGCUGGCAGCUGUGCUUUGCGAGGUCCUUUCGACAAUCAACACAGACUCUGCUUCAGACAGCUAGGACCGAGGUGGAAGGGAUGCAUUUCUUCCCCUUGGAAGAACAGGAUGUGCAGCGGGCACGCGCAUGGCUGCCAGCCACGAAGUGUUCCACUUUGAAGAAGGUGACGCACGAGGAAGUGCAGAGCAAUGACGCAGAAUUGGCAGCAAUAUCCAGCAACCUUCAUGUUGGUGAUCGUGCUGGGAUCGUUUCAUCAUGUCGCAGUCCAAAGGUCUGCGCGAUAAAAUCAGUUGGCGUCCUUCUGUAGGAUUUGCCACGGAAAAUGGAUUGUGAGAUCCAGGUUUUCUUGUGACAUGUCUCAAAAGCA
Molecule: messenger RNA, 1556 nt
Organism: Cladocopium goreaui
Lineage: Eukaryota; Dinophyceae; Suessiales; Symbiodiniaceae
Source: the annotation of a GenBank genome assembly